CUUUUGGAGGGGGGGGGCGGGCUCGGGGCGGGGCGCAGGCGCCAUCUUGGCGCGGAGGGGCCGCUCCCGGGGCUCGCCCGGCCGCUGCCGGCAUGCGGGGGCCGGCGGCGGGCGAGGGGCUGCCGGAGGAGGCGGACAACGACGAGGAUGUCUCGGAAGAAGAUGAUGGGGUCCUGGAAGGGCUGGAUGAGUUUUUCCCAGAAGAGCAAGUUGCUGUGCAGAAAAAAAAGAAAUCCAAGAAGCUGAAAGACAGCAAGGCUGCCAAAAUCAAGAGGAGGAAGAAAGAGGGGAGCAAUGAUGAAAUAUCAGACAACGAAGAGGAGAUUGAGGAGAAAUCUGAGAGUGAAGGAAGCGACUAUUCCCCCAACAAAAAGAAAAAGAAAAAACUGAAGGAAAAGAAAGAGAAAAAAACAAAGCGGAAAAAGAAGGAUGAAGAGGACGAUGACAAUGAUGACGGAGGCCUGAAGGAGCCCAAGAGCUCAGCCCAGCUGAUGGAAGAAUGGGGCCUCGAUGAUGUAGAUUACAUUUUCUCAGAAGAAGAUUACCAUACUCUGACUAAUUACAAGGCUUUCAGCCAGUUUCUCAGGCCUCUGAUCGCCAAGAAGAACCCCAAGAUCCCCAUGUCCAAGAUGAUGACUGUGCUUGGGGCCAAGUGGCGAGAGUUCAGCGCCAACAACCCCUUCAAGGGCAGCUCAGCGGCUGCAGCCGCGGCAGCCGUCGCUGCAGCAGUGGAGACCGUCACUGUUGCUCCACCGCUGGCUGCCAGCCCUCAGCAGUCUGCCUUGCCCGCUGUCAUCAGGAAAGCUAAAACCAAGGAGGGCAAGGGUCCAGGUGUGCGGAAGAAAAUCAAGGGCUCCAAAGAUGGGAAGAAAAAGGGGAAGGGGAAAAAGAUGGCAGGCUUGAAAUUCCGGUUUGGAGGAAUCCCCAGCAAAAGGAAAAAGGGCUCCUCUAGUGAAGAGGAAGAACGGGAGGAAUCCGACUUUGACAGUGCCAGCAUCAACAGCUCCUCAGUGCGCUCUGAGUGCUCGGCUGGCCUGGGGAAGAGAGGGAAGAGGAGGAGAAAGAAAAAGAGGACUGAAGAAGGGGAUGGAUACGAGACAGACCACCAGGACUACUGCGAGGUGUGCCAGCAGGGAGGGGAGAUCAUCCUGUGCGACACCUGUCCCCGUGCCUACCACCUCGUCUGCCUGGACCCCGAGCUGGAGAAGGCCCCCGAGGGCAAGUGGAGCUGCCCCCACUGUGAGAAGGAGGGGAUCCAGUGGGAGCCAAAGGAGGAUGAGGAUGAGGAAGAGGAAGGUGGCGAAGAAGAGGAGGAUGACCACAUGGAGUUCUGCCGUGUCUGUAAGGAUGGAGGGGAGCUGCUGUGCUGCGACACGUGCCCGUCAUCCUACCACCUGCACUGCCUGAACCCGCCCCUGCCCGAGAUACCAAACGGUGAAUGGCUCUGCCCUCGCUGUACAUGCCCCCCUUUAAAGGGCAAGGUGCAACGCAUCCUGCACUGGACCUGGAAGGAGCCACCAGCCCCGCUCCCGUCCACGCUGCCGGCCCCGGAUGCGGAGCUGCCUCUGCCACUGCCCAAGGUGCUGGAGGGCAUCCCAGAGCGGGAGUUCUUCGUCAAGUGGGCAGGGCUGUCCUACUGGCACUGCUCCUGGGUCAAGGAGCUGCAGCUGGAGCUCUACCACACGGUGAUGUACCGCAACUACCAAAGGAAGAACGACAUGGAUGAGCCGCCGGCCUUCGACUACGGCUCUGGGGACGAGGACAGCCAGAGGGAGAAGCGGAAGAACAAGGACCCGCAGUACGCCAAGAUGGAGGAGCGGUUCUACCGCUACGGCAUCAAGCCCGAGUGGAUGAUGAUCCACCGCAUCCUGAACCACAGCUUCGAUAAAAAGGGAGACAUUCAUUACCUGAUCAAGUGGAAAGAUCUGCCGUAUGACCAGUGCACCUGGGAGAUCGAUGAGAUUGACAUUCCCUACUACGAAAACCUCAAGCUCCUCUACUGGAAUCACAGGGAGCUGAUGCUGGGGGAAGACACACGCCCUCUAAAGAAGCUGAACAAGAAAGGGAAAAAGCUGAAGGAGGAGAAGCUAGAAAAGCCUCCAGAAACUCCUCUUGUUGAUCCUACAGUUAAGUUUGACAAACAGCCGUGGUACAUCGAUGCUACGGGAGGCACGCUCCAUCCUUACCAGCUGGAAGGGCUCAACUGGCUGAGAUUUUCCUGGGCCCAAGGGACUGAUACAAUCCUGGCUGAUGAGAUGGGGCUGGGGAAGACGGUGCAGACCAUCGUGUUCUUGUAUUCCCUGUACAAGGAGGGCCACUCGAAAGGGCCGUACCUGGUCAGUGCCCCGCUCUCCACCAUCAUCAACUGGGAGCGUGAGUUUGAGAUGUGGGCGCCUGACUUCUACGUCGUGACCUACACAGGGGACAAAGAAAGCCGGUCGGUCAUCCGGGAAAAUGAGUUCUCUUUUGAAGACAAUGCCAUCCGCAGUGGGAAGAAAGUCUUCCGGAUGAAGAAGGAAGCCCAAAUCAAGUUCCAUGUCCUGCUCACCUCCUACGAGCUGAUCACCAUUGACCAGGCGGUGCUGGGCUCGAUAGAAUGGGCCUGUCUGGUGGUGGAUGAAGCACACAGGCUGAAGAACAACCAGUCCAAAUUCUUUAGAGUAUUAAAUAGCUACAAGAUUGAUUACAAGCUGCUGCUCACCGGGACUCCACUCCAGAACAACUUGGAAGAGCUCUUCCACUUGCUCAAUUUCCUGACUCCUGAGAGGUUUAAUAACCUGGAAGGAUUCCUGGAGGAGUUUGCAGACAUCUCCAAGGAGGACCAGAUCAAAAAGCUCCAUGACCUGCUGGGUCCCCACAUGCUGCGGCGGCUCAAGGCGGAUGUCUUCAAGAACAUGCCGGCCAAGACAGAGCUGAUAGUGAGAGUGGAGCUGAGCCAAAUGCAAAAGAAGUACUACAAGUUCAUACUGACAAGGAAUUUUGAAGCCCUGAAUUCCAAAGGUGGAGGGAACCAGGUCUCACUGCUCAACAUCAUGAUGGAUCUGAAGAAGUGCUGUAACCACCCGUACCUCUUCCCUGUGGCUGCUGUGGAGGCUCCGGUUCUGCCCAAUGGAUCUUACGAUGGGAAUUCUUUGGUUAAGUCUUCUGGGAAACUGAUGCUGCUCCAAAAGAUGCUGAAGAAGUUACGGGAUGGGGGUCACAGGGUUCUGAUCUUCUCCCAGAUGACAAAGAUGCUGGACUUGCUGGAGGACUUCCUGGAGUACGAAGGCUACAAGUACGAGCGGAUAGAUGGGGGCAUCACCGGAGGCUUGCGCCAGGAGGCCAUAGACAGGUUUAAUGCUCCUGGUGCUCAGCAGUUCUGCUUUCUCCUCUCUACCCGCGCCGGUGGUCUGGGCAUAAACCUUGCUACAGCCGACACAGUCAUUAUUUAUGAUUCUGACUGGAAUCCCCACAAUGACAUCCAGGCGUUCAGCAGAGCUCACCGCAUCGGGCAGAACAAGAAGGUGAUGAUCUACCGCUUCGUGACGAGAGCCUCCGUGGAGGAGCGGAUCACCCAGGUGGCCAAAAGGAAGAUGAUGCUCACCCACUUGGUUGUCCGUCCUGGGCUUGGCUCGAAGUCGGGCUCCAUGACCAAGCAGGAGCUGGAUGACAUCCUUAAAUUCGGGACGGAAGAGCUCUUCAAGGAUGAUGUGGAAGGCAUGGUGUCUCAGGGGCAGCGGAUCACCAUGCCAGAUGCUGUCACCCCUUUCUCCGACACGCUGUCAACCAAAGGGGGUGCAGUGACUCCUGGCAUGAAAAAAAAGCACGGCGGCACCCCUCCAGGUGACAAUAAGGAUGUGGAUGACAGCAGUGUGAUCCACUAUGACGAUGCUGCAAUCUCUAAGCUUCUGGACCGAAACCAGGAUGCAACUGAUGACACUGAGCUGCAGAACAUGAACGAGUAUCUGAGCUCCUUUAAAGUGGCCCAGUAUGUUGUGAGAGAAGAGGAUGGUGUGGAGGAGGUGGAACGUGAGAUCAUCAAGCAAGAGGAGAAUGUGGACCCCGACUACUGGGAGAAGCUACUGCGGCACCACUAUGAGCAGCAGCAGGAGGAUCUGGCCAGGAACCUGGGGAAAGGGAAGAGAAUCCGCAAGCAGGUCAAUUACAACGAUGCCUCGCAGGAGGACCAAGAGUGGCAGGACGAGCUCUCUGACAACCAGUCUGAGUACUCCAUUGGCUCCGAGGAUGAGGAUGAAGACUUUGAAGAGAGACCAGAAGGUGGCAGGAGACAAUCACGAAGACAGCUGAAGAGUGACCGAGACAAGCCUCUUCCUCCUCUGCUGGCAAGAGUUGGGGGGAAUAUUGAGGUUCUCGGGUUCAAUGCCCGUCAGCGCAAGGCUUUCCUGAACGCCAUCAUGCGGUGGGGCAUGCCGCCCCAGGAUGCCUUCAACUCUCACUGGCUGGUCCGGGAUCUGCGAGGGAAGAGCGAGAAGGAGUUCAGGGCGUACGUCUCUCUGUUCAUGAGACAUUUAUGUGAACCUGGAGCAGAUGGUGCUGAAACCUUUGCAGAUGGCGUUCCUCGGGAAGGGCUGUCACGGCAGCACGUGCUGACUCGGAUAGGAGUUAUGUCACUAGUAAGGAAGAAGGUCCAGGAGUUUGAGCACGUCAACGGGAAGUACAGCACCCCAGAUCUGAUUCUUGAAGGCCCAGAGAGCAAGAAGUGCAGUGAGAUUGUUUCUUCAGACCCCAACACCCCUGUCCCGGCCAGCCCAGCGCAUAUGCACACAGGACCUCUUACCCUUGCAGAAAAAAUAGAAACACAACUUGGAUUCCAAGAGGAAAAGGAACAAGUGGAGCAGAAACCCAAGAAGGUGUCUGACAGCCAGGUGCCUGCAAGUGCUGAGAAGGUGGAAAGUGAAGAGCACCAAGAAAGCUGUGAAAGCAAAGAGAAACUGAAGGAAGAGAAACAAGAGGAGGGUGAAAAGGCUGAGCCUUCUCCUGAGCCUUUAGUGAAAGAUGAGGGAAUUCAAGAAAAAGAGAAGCCUUUGGAAAAGCCAGAGCUGAACAGUAGUCCUGGUAAAGGGGAGGACAAAGAAAUCAAACCAGAGGAUACCAAGGUGGAAGAGAAGGAGCAAAGCGAGACCCAGCAAAAUGGUGACAAAGAAGAAGAGGAGGAUGGAAAGAAGGAUGAGAGAAAUGUGAACUUCAGAUUCAUGUUCAACAUCGCUGACGGUGGCUUUACAGAGUUGCACACGCUGUGGCAGAAUGAGGAAAGAGCUGCCAUCUCCUCCGGCAAGAUCUAUGACAUCUGGCACCGAAGACACGACUACUGGCUGUUGGCAGGAAUUGUCACUCACGGCUAUGCCCGCUGGCAGGACAUCCAGAACGACCCGCGCUACGUGAUCCUGAACGAGCCCUUCAAGUCGGAGAUACACAAGGGGAACUACCUCGAGAUGAAGAACAAGUUCCUUGCCCGGCGGUUCAAGUUGCUGGAGCAGGCCUUGGUGAUAGAGGAGCAGCUUCGGCGGGCUGCGUACCUCAACAUGACUCAAGACCCCAAUCACCCGGCCAUGGCAUUGAACGCCCGUCUGGCUGAAGUGGAGUGCCUUGCUGAGAGCCACCAGCAUCUCUCCAAAGAGUCCCUCGCUGGGAACAAGCCUGCAAACGCCGUCCUGCACAAGGUGCUGAACCAGCUCGAGGAGCUGCUGAGCGACAUGAAGGCCGACGUGACGCGCCUGCCCUCCAUGCUGUCCCGCAUCCCGCCCGUGGCCGCGCGGCUGCAGAUGUCGGAGCGCAGCAUCCUGAGCCGCCUCACCACCCGCGGGGGAGAGCCCCCGGUCCAGCAGGGCUCCUUUGGUUCCUCCCAGAUCUACAACAACAACUUUGGGCCGAAUUUCCGAGGUCCUGGGCCUGGUGGGAUUGUUAACUACAGUCAGAUGCCUCUGGGACCGUACGUGACCGAUAUUUAGCCGUUUCUGAGAUUUUCUUCUGCAGUUCCCAUUUCCACCUGAGCAGCCCCCCGGGCCACCCUGCAGCCCACAAGCAGGAGCCGAGGGACGGCACCACCACGGCGGGGCAGGGGACGCGCGGCGGCGCUGCCCGUGGGACGCGAGCCCUGCCGCAGGCCCGUGCCCCCUCGCCUUUGAGUGUGCUUC
This is a messenger RNA of Anas platyrhynchos (mallard), 6134 nucleotides long. RefSeq names its product chromodomain helicase DNA binding protein 5 (gene CHD5). Gene Ontology annotation, cellular component: nucleus; NuRD complex; chromatin. The record is from RefSeq and is a predicted model, not a curated record. Lineage: Eukaryota; Metazoa; Chordata; Aves; Anseriformes; Anatidae. Gene Ontology annotation, biological process: chromatin remodeling. Gene Ontology annotation, molecular function: ATP-dependent chromatin remodeler activity; ATP hydrolysis activity; ATP binding.